AUAACGUCGCGUGUUGCCGUUGUGUACAGUACGCGCAUAGAGCGCGCGCCCGCGCAGUGCAUACACACGCCAUGGGGCGGCUGCAUACCUUCGUGGUGACAUUACGUCGCGAGAGUCGUGACACCAACUGGGGCCUUCGUUUGGUGGGCGGUGCUGAUCUAGCUACCCCGCUCAUCGUCACUAGGGUGACACCUGGCACGCCUGCUGGCCGCGAGCUUCUACGAGGCGAUAUCAUAGCCAAGAUUGACGACUACGAUGCACGCGACUUGAGGCACGAGGAUGCACAGAACCUGUUUAAGAAUGCCUCCAAUCAGAUCAGAGUAGUAAUUCAAAGGGGAGGCUCGAGUUCGCACCUUUACUCGGUACCACGCGCUUCCGGCAGUUACGUAGGCCGAGUGCCCACGCCCACCUUCUAUCACGAGUUCGCCGAGGACGUGGACCGCGAGCUCCCAGCUGGGACGCCCCAAGCGCCGAGAUCACCCAUCCCGAAUUACGUUCCACCACCAUACAGGACUCCAAGUCCGAUGCCUGCGUCGGGAUGGCGCGGCCCCGAGUCGUUACCCAGGAGUACUCCUGUGCCGCACCAAUCGCCGUUCCCUCAACAACACGAGGGAGAAUACAGGACACUGUUACUGUCACCGACUUCGACGCGCACUGAUGAUACUGUCGACGAAUCUAUCCAGAGCCAGCCCUACCGCACGACACCCCUGGUACUUCCAGGAGCGAAGGUCCGCAGGGAGCCCGGUCCAACGGAGAGCUAUCUACGUCACCACCCAAACCCAGCCAUGAGGGCGCCGCCACAUCACGACUACAGAGAUACACUAAUGAAGCAGAAGGUGGCAGAGUCGGUGCUGCAGCGAGUGGUUGGUGAUGAGGGAAACAAGAUGGUGCACAAGCAAUUCAAUUCACCAAUCAAUCUAUAUUCGGACCAAAACAUCGCCAACUCUAUUAGGCAACAGUCUUCGCCCCUGCCCGCUAACGGCCAUUACGGACGGCCGCACGUUGUCAAGAGGCAAGUGUUUUACUAGAAACGCCGCCAAAACGACAGUCGACGCCCAUCUCAUGACGCAUUAAUGCUUUAUUUAUAUUUAUUUUCGCUAUCUAUCGACUCACGAUCUCUUCACCGCGCACUAACGUCGAAGCACGGCGACGAGACGUCGACGCGUCGGCGACGAAUCUUUAGAACACUGUUCACUUCACGCGCCACACUUUAUCACUCUAGUUAAUGUCUUUUUUUAAUAUAUAAGGAACUCGUUCUACAUAAUUAAUGUUAGUAUUUUUAUCGACCUCUCCUUCCUGAAAUAUAAACACUAAAUCGCGUAUUGUUCCUAAACUAACCGCUUCCGCGCCCGCUCCCGCUAACGUUUCCGUGCGCGCCCGCUAACCGACUAAUACCGACUGAUACCCGGCGGCGAGCAGACAUAAGCCGACGGUGGUGUAUGAUCCCGCCAAGUCCGAGACCUUCAGGGCUCUGCAGGAGGACGGACUGAACGCGGCGCCUGGACAACUCAUGCAGGAGGUGCCCACGCCCGUCACGCCCAAGGUCUUCACCGCGCCCACCAGCAAGAGGCCAGCGCCAACUCCGAAGCCUGCAAAGGAGCCUGAUGCGAAACCGAAGGGAAAACAAACGACCUUCGUAAACUCCCUACAAGAAGAGCACAUCCAACAGUCCAACUCUUUCAAACGCCUCAUGUAUAACGUCCUCGGCGACACGGAAUUCUAGCGCACGGAUACUUAAAUACAACAAUCAAUGAUGUUCCUACUCAAUGGCAUAUCAACGAUACUUUCCAACUAACGAACUAUUUAACCCUAUCAAGUAUCCGAACGUCACUAAACGCAUUCUUAUGCGUAUUCGUAGACGAACGGUUUUGCCAUUCUAAUCUCUGUUGACUGAUUUUAAGCUACGGUUACGAAGCGGUUAGAAGAUGGCGCCGAAGCAAUAAAUAAACGAAAUAUUCAGCAACGAAAUAAGACUAACAAAAGUAAUUUUAGGAAUAUAUGAAUAAUCGUAAUACUCCCGACAGUGUGUUAUAUUUUUCGGUGGAUUUAAUUUGUCUAAUACUCGAGUAUUAGUGAUAUAAUUUAUUAUUUACAAAUAAGUAGAAAUGUAACUUUUACUAUAUUACUAAGUGUUAAUUUUUCUGUUUGUACAGAAGUAUAUUGUUUACGAAUGUUUAAUUACAUUAUGGAAAAUGUUGAGUGUACAAUCUAGUCACUUCGACCCGAGCUCUGGUCGCGUUCGCGAAUAUAUAAUUAAUUCGAUCAAAUUUAAAUUAAAUAUUUAUUUUUAACUA
Molecule: messenger RNA, 2294 nt
Organism: Diatraea saccharalis (sugarcane borer)
Lineage: Eukaryota; Metazoa; Arthropoda; Insecta; Lepidoptera; Crambidae
Source: the annotation of a GenBank genome assembly